GGCCUUUACUGCAGCGUUCUUCACCUUCAUUCGUAAAUACCAAAUUAGCCUCAGUGCGCGAGACUGAUAUCUGCUGCGGUGUGCUGUGAUUUGGUCUGACGGCGAGCUUUGCACUGUUGCACUUGUACCAUGGCAGCUGAGUGUACCAUCUCCACCUCCAUUAACAUUAAAGAGCCACGCUGGGAUCAGGGAACAUUUGUGGGUCGAGCAAAGCAUUUCUUCACUGUCACAGACCCGAGAAACAUCCUCCUGUCUAAUGAACAAUUAGAAAAAGCGCGUCAUAUUAUUCUGGAUUACAAAAAAGGGGUGGUAACACCAGGUCUCACAGAAGACGAGCUAUGGAGGGCCAAGUAUGUUUUCGACUCAGCAUUCCAUCCAGACACUGGCGAGAAAAUGCUCCUGAUUGGUCGCAUGUCUGCUCAGGUCCCCAUGAACAUGACCAUCACUGGAUGCAUGAUGACGUUCUACAGAACGACUCCAGCGGUUCUGUUUUGGCAGUGGAUCAAUCAGUCUUUCAAUGCAAUAGUCAACUACACCAACAGGAGCGGAGAUGCCCCCAUCACAGUAAACCAGCUUGGCACAGCAUAUGUAUCAGCCACUACUGGAGCCGUGGCUACUGCGUUAGGACUUAAUGCAUUAGCAAAGCAUGUGUCUCCGCUCAUAGGACGCUUUGUUCCUUUCGCUGCUGUAGCUGCUGCUAACUGUAUUAAUAUUCCACUCAUGAGACAACGGGAACUCAAACAUGGCAUUCCAGUAACAGAUGAGAACGACAACCGGUUAGGAGAAUCUUCAAAGGCAGCUCAACAGGCCAUCACACAAGUGGUGGUUUCCAGAAUCCUCAUGGCCUCUCCGGGAAUGGCAAUCCCUCCAUUUUUAAUGAACUCUUUGGAAAAGAAGGCCUUCCUCAAGAGGUUUCCGUGGAUGAGUGCACCCAUUCAAGUUGGCUUGGUUGGGUUUUGCCUUGUGUUUGCAACCCCAUUGUGCUGUGCGUUAUUCCCACAAAAGAGUUCAAUGGCAGUGAGCCGUUUGGAAGCCGAGCUGCAGGAGAAGAUUCGAGCCAGUCAUCCUGGAGUAGAGACUGUCUACUUCAACAAAGGACUGUAAAAACAAACGUUGGUGAAUCUGCUCUCUACUGUAAUGGUUUCACGUCCAUCUAAAACAUCUCUUUGUUUGCCAAAGUUCACCCGUUCCUUUCCAGGACGUCCCAACUCAUUUGUCAUUUUGUAAGAUGUUUUUACAGUUUUGACUGUUUUUGCUGAUCUUUGCCAAUCUUUUCGUCUGACGUGUGUGACGGUGCACACUACUCUACAUACAUGUAGCAUUGUUGUUGUUUUUUUCUCAAUAUUUGAAAUAAUUUGGUUUGCUGCCAGAUUAUUCCAUGUGCCAUUCAAUGCCAUUUUCAGUAAGGAUCAAAGAUGGCUGGUGUUGAUCUUGUUUUUCUUUUCCUUGAGUCUGUAUUGCAUUGUUAUUGUCAGUAUUUUGUCUGUAUCUCUUCAUGAGGGUUUGCAGUUUAUGCGUUACUGCCAAAUUACAUUUCAGUUGCAAGCAAAAUCAAGGGACCUCUUAAUGACAACAGUGCAAUCCGUUGAAAACGUUGCCAAAUACAAACCUCUGCUGCGCAUUUCCUUAUACGCAGGUUUAAUAAACCACAGCAUGGGUUUUAAGAAGAGUUUGAUCUAUUUUACUAUCCUCAGUUUUUGAGUUUAACUAGGGUGUUAUACAUGAAUAGUGUGUAUGUUCGUGUAAGUUCUUCUGCCUGCUGACAGUGCAUGAACAAAUUUUGUAAGUGAAAAUAGAGUGAGUUUCAAGUUCAGUGUGUUCUCAUUGACUGUUCCAAAGUCCACUCCUCUGGCAGUUCAAGGUAACACAUUGCUUUUCAAUGCAAACUUAUCAAACCUGCAUCUGUUUUCUGUUUUAUGAAAGGCCAUUUACUUCAGUCUUUUCCAUAUUGCCAUAUUUUGUUACGUUUAAGGUAACACAAGGAUCUCCAUUAAACCUACAGGAAUAAUAUGUAACAUUAAGCUAGUAAGCUAGUAUGAUUUUUUUCCUUUAAUGAAGUACUACACAGCCUUUUACGUAAAUCCUGUUCUUGUUUGCCAUCUACACUACAUGGCCAAAGUACAUGGACAGUUCUUUUGAAUUAACAUGUUUGGCUAUUUCAGUAAUUAAUGCAACUGCAAAAAGACACUCUUUCUAGAAAUUUUUAUUUUAAUAAUCUAAAUUAUUCCAUCAAUUCAUGUCUUGUGAAGUGAAAAGCUGCAUGUUUUUAACUAAACCAUUGCUUAAGGAUGACUUUUUCACUUGAGAAAGCAUUAUUAUGGAUAAAGACUAUUACAAACACACAGAUUUUGGCUUCACCAGACGUAAAUGGAUGUACUGGAGUCAUUUGGAUUACUUUGCAUUAUUGUGGUGUUUUUAUCAGCUCUCAUUCUGACGGCACCCAUUCACUGCAGAGGUUCCUUUGGUGAGCGAGUGAUAAUGCAAAAGUUUUCCAAAUCUGUUCCGAUGAAGAAACAAACUACAUCUUGAAUGGCCUGAGGAGGAGCAAAUGUUCAUUUUUGGGUGAACUAUUCCUUUAAUUGAACUGCAUACAGUGAUAUUCUAGUAUGUUCAACUUUAUGCUCAAAGUCCAUAAAGAACUGACUUGCCACCUUUUUUGAAACAAGAUGAUUGGCCUACACAAAGCCUCAUCCUUUAGGAUGAACUAGAACAUAGACAGUUCCCAUCACAGCGUCCAUGUUCCAAAAGCCAAGGUUGUCCUAGAAGAGUUUGGAGCAAAUGGAUCAAAUCAAAUAAUGCUUUUAGUUUAAAGUGACAUAUGGUUAUGUGUUUGGAUGCCCAUGUAUUUUUUGCUAUUUUUAUGUAUUUUUAGAUUUAUUGAUGUUCAUCUUUGUUAAUUUUCUGUUUAAUUGAAUAAGUCUCCAUGUGGUGAAGUAUUUAAAUAUGUUUAAUAUGUAACCUAUUCAACAGGUUAGGUGUCUGUUGAGCGCUCUGUUCUUUGUUGUUGAUGUGCCACAUUUGUUCAGUUCAUGAAUGUAGUGUUGGCAGUAAUGAAAUCAAACUGAAAUAUGUGUAUUUCCGUGGAUAGACCGCUGGUUCUGUUGGUUGCCACUCUUUGUUUUUGUUUUAAUUGUGACAAAAGCACAACAGUCCUUGUUCUUCAAGAUACCCUGAAGGUUUUCAAUAUUAUGUUUCAUGUAUCUCUGUGAAAGAUGAUGGGUCGUGGGAUGUGUUUAUAAUAAUGUGUUUAAUGUGUCGCAAAUACAUCACUAACAUUUGCAGGGCCUGGGACAAAUGUUUGUUGUCCCCAUCAGUGAAGGCCCUUGGUGCUCAGAUCUUUGAUCAUUCCUAUUCCAUUUGAGAUCUGUGAUAGUUAAAGGAUCUUAUAUAAUUGAACUGAAUUCAUAACUGAUGUUUCAAACAUCUGCUGGUUUGUUCAGGGGAAUCACAACAGCAAUGUAGCCACAAGGAUCUUUAGAAAGGAAUUUACAGCACAUCUCUUAUUUGUAAUCAUUAUAAGGUAGACUUUAUUAUUAUUGGCUACAAAGUGUAAUACAGUGUUGUCCUGGACAAGAAAACAGUCCCUUGUGCGUUGAAUACAUCAGCAUAACACUGUUUGUUUCCUGAUCCCAUAUUAUGUUAUCAAUCAAUAUAGCUCAAGGCAUCUGUAUACUUGGAACAAAACAGCAAUAUUCUGACUCAAUGGUCUGCUCUUCACAUGAACAAGUCGCUCUGAUUUGUAUAAUGAUUUGUUUACAGUGAAUACGAUGGGUGUAUGAUUUUCAAGAUGAAUAUUUAAAAAAUGUUUCUUCUUUUACAGUGCAGCCUUCUGUUUAGAUUACACUGUACUCUGUGGAUUACCUAAAUGAAAUAAAGAGUAUUAAGCAAUGGA
This is a messenger RNA of Carassius auratus (goldfish), 3892 nucleotides long. RefSeq names its product sideroflexin-1-like. Gene Ontology annotation, biological process: serine import into mitochondrion; monoatomic ion transport. NCBI's taxonomy places the organism in Eukaryota, Metazoa, Chordata, Actinopteri, Cypriniformes, Cyprinidae. The record is from RefSeq and is a predicted model, not a curated record. Gene Ontology annotation, cellular component: mitochondrial inner membrane. The transcript is spliced from 11 exons. Gene Ontology annotation, molecular function: monoatomic ion transmembrane transporter activity. The coding region runs from base 130 to 1104 and encodes 324 amino acids.